Molecule: messenger RNA, 5276 nt
Organism: Tupaia belangeri chinensis (Chinese tree shrew)
Lineage: Eukaryota; Metazoa; Chordata; Mammalia; Scandentia; Tupaiidae
Gene: DENND2C
Product: DENN domain containing 2C
Exons: 19
Coding region: 300-3104 (934 amino acids)
Source: RefSeq, a predicted model, not a curated record
CUUUACUCAUUUGGUAGGAUAAGUUUUGUGCCAAGUUUUACAUUUGAUGAAGGAAACAGUUUAUGGGCCUGAGUAAACCUUCUUUGUGAAAGGAAGGAAUGUGACAGUCACUGAUUAUUCAAAAUAGAGUUCUUGCCAUUUUCAACAAGGAUUGAUGAUCAAAAUGAUUCUCUUUAAGAAGAGAUGUCCAAGUUAAAUAUGAGAAGAAAAUGCUGGAAUCAGUUGGAUUCUGACAGGUUAAGGAAUACAAUGUUUCACAGUUACUUGUAAUGGAAAAUUUGUGAGAUUCAUCGCUUGUCAUGCACCCAACUGGGAACAUGGAUGUUGGUUUUUCUCGUUCAGCUGUUCAGACACUGUCAAGAAGCCACUGCAAAAACAUUAAACAAAAAAUUUCUCAGUGGGAAGGAAGGACCAAUGGUAUAUCUAAUCCAGAUAAGUGGCAUGCAAAGGACUUUGGAGUGAGAUAUAACUUCCGUGGAGAGAUUCUUCCUAAGAAAAAUCCUGUUGCUGAGGGAAAGCGCAAAAACUCAGACCUAAGCAGUUCUCCAAAUGAGGUUCUAGAUAUAAAUGAAGAUGCCAAAAUCCAUGGUCAAAGUGAGGAUGAAAGUGAGAAACAGGAGUAUGAUGAUGCACACGUCUUGAAAAAUAAAUCAGAGUCCCGCAAGGUAUGUUCUCAGAUCCAACAGAUUGAAAGCUGGAAAAAAGUUGUUUUGGACUCAGAGACUUCAUUACCUCCAGGAAACUUCUAUACCUCACAGUUAUUGUGGAAGAAAAUAGAAGCACUUCCCCCAGAUAAAGUCUUAAAUUUGGCUUUAGAACACUGUGACUCUUCAGAAAAAGAACUGGAUUUCAGAGUUCUGGAUAGUUCAUAUGGAAUAACCAAAAGCUUAGAAAAUAUUUACUCUGAACCUGAAGGGCAAGAAUGUGGUCCUUCUAUAAAUCCUUUGCCAAAACCUCGUAGGACAUUCAGAUAUUUAUCUGAAUCUGGUGUUAUGCCAUAUAAAGAAAGAAACUGUGACAGAAAAUACUGUGAAAAUAAUUCUUGUGCAGAAUCUUCUUUGGCCUCUUCUCAAGAACCUGAACCAAAGAAAUAUGGUGGGAAAAUCAGAGGGAGAUCUAAAAGGAAAUCCUUUGAAUUUGAGGAUAUUCAGCACUUUCGAAAUCGGAAUUCACAGAAGAUUCAUGAACUUGGAAGAAAUUCUGGUUCGGCACUUUAUUACACACAUUCUGAAGACAAUAUCUAUGAGGAUAUCAUAUAUCCUUCCAAAGAAAACCCUUAUGAGGAUAUUCCAGUGCAGCCUUUACCCAUGUGGAGAUCCCCUUCAGCAUGGAAGCUACCACCCCCUAAAAGUACUUUCAGAGCACCAAAGCUUCCUCCCAAACCUCAGUUCCUUCACCGGAAGACUAUGGAACUGAAGAACUCACAAGCUUAUUUACGGUCAAAGCUCACAAAGGAUACCACUUUGCCUGUCACUUUAACUGAGUGGAAGCUCUUCCGCGCCGGAGAAGUUGCAAACAGGAAAAGGAAAAAUCUCCCAAGGCUUGUAUUGAAAAUAGAUGACAUAUUUGAAUCUAAGAGAGGGAAGAAGAGGGUAAAGUUACACCCUUACACUGGAAAAGAAGCACCUCCUUCAAAAGGUGAAACCAGUGGGAACGAAAGUGAUGCUGAGUAUCUGCCAAAGAAUCGCCAUAAGCGUUUAGCACAACUACAGCAGUCUUCCAAGAGGAAUCCUCACUACCAGACCUUGGAGCGGGAUCUUAUUGAAUUACAGGAACAGCAGCUGUUUGAACUUUUUGUGGUGGUGUCUUUGCAGAAGAAGCCAUCAGGAAUAAGCUACAUUCCCCAGGUCAUACAACAGUUUCCUAGCAAGGGUGAUCAUGGCUAUAAACAAUCCAAAGACACUGAGGAGAGGCUCAAAGUUAUCCCCAAAUUUUGUUUUCCUGAUUCAAAGGACUGGGUACCAACCUCAGAACUCAAAAGUGAAACAUUCUCCUUUGUCUUGACUGGUGAAGAUGGGAGCCGGUGGUUUGGUUACUGUAAGAAGCUCUUGCCAGAAGGCAAGGGAAAGCGACUCCCUGAAGUAUACUGUAUGGUUAGUCGGCUAGGCUGCUUCAAUCUCUUUUCAAAGAUUCUAGACGAAGUAGAGAAGAGAAGAGAAAUGUCUCCAGCCCUUGUUUACCCAUUCAUGCGAAGCGUCAUAGAAGCCCCUUUCCCAGCUCCUGGACGUACCAUCACAGUUAAAAGCUACCUCCCUGGUGCUGGAGAUGAGUCCAUUGAACUCUGCCGACCACUAGAUUCCCGAUUGGAACAUGUUGACUUCGAAUGUCUCUUUAAGUGCCUGAAUGUGUGUCAUCUCAUUCGAGUCUGUGCCUCUCUCCUUUUAGAGCGGAGGGUAAUCUUUGUUGCCAAUAAUCUGAGCACCCUGUCGAAAUGUGGCCAUGCCGUGGUCGCUACUCUGUAUCCAUUCACCUGGCAGCACACCUACAUCCCAGUCCUGCCAGUGUCUAUGAUUGACAUUGUGUGCUCACCCACUCCAUUCCUCAUUGGGAUUCUGUCGUGCUCCUUACCACAGCUUCAGGACCUACCCAUUGAAGAGGUGCUGAUAGUUGAUCUCUGUGCAGACAAGUUCUUACAGGAGGUGUCUGAUGAGGAUGAAAUUCUACCACCUAAACUUCAAGCUGCCUUAAUGCAGAUUUUGGAAGAACGAAAUGAAAUCUUAGCUCAGGAGCAGAACUUUUCACAAGCAGAUGUGACUCUCAACUCCCUGGUGUCUGAAGCAUUUGUCAGGUUUUUUGUGGAGCUGGUAGGACAUUAUUCCUUGAAUAUGACUGUUACUGAGCGUGGGGAGCGUGUAUUCCAAAGGGAACCAUUCCGUAAGUCCCACACCUCCCGUAGUGUACGCCACUUCCUGGAUCUCUUCAUGGAGACUCAGAUGUUUGCAGGAUUCAUCCAGGACCGAGAACUUCGGAAAAGUGGUGUUAAAGGUUUGUUUGAAGUUCGAGCUCUCCAGUAUUUGGAGACAAUUCCUGAGUCUGAGCCUAGUGGGGUGAAUAGAAUUUUGCGGAGUAUUGGAAGUAAAAUGAAGUUUCUGCAGAAGAAAUGAAGUCUUGAUCUCCAUACUAAAUAGAACAGAAAGUGCCAAAGGAAAUAUUUUUCUAAGGAUCAGGAUGCCUUGAAGUAGUCUACAAAAUCCUUGACAUUUUAGAAGAUUAAAGAGCGAGGCAGGCUCUCAGAGGAUUCUUCUGUUGCUGCUGUAGUAAUAACUGGAAAAUUGUCAGUAGUUUCAGUCUCAAACCAGUUCUCUCUUUUGCCUCUAGAUUUUUUAGUGGCUUUUUAAAAAUUUGAUUCUUGGACGAAUUCUCUUGUGUUUUUACUUAUCUGUGAAGACAGUUAUCUUUUACAAAGGAAAGGCUUGUUGGUGUUGCAUUUAAAAAAAAAACAGCUCAAAGAUGAGUAUAAUGAGAGAUGCUGAGUUUAAGGUUCUAGAGAGGAUGAUAAAAUUGGAGAGUACUUGCCUUACAUAAUUUUCAUCAGUGAAAUAUCAUGGCAGCUUUAAACCUAUGGCCGUUUGUGCUGAAUAUAUUAAGGAAUAUACUCAUUACAUGGGUUAGUCCACUUUCUGUUGCUGUAAGUGAAGACUGCAGACUAGGUAAUUUAGCUUAUUCUGGAGGCUGGCAAGUCCAAUAAUGGAGAUGCUGCGAAUUCUCUUGGUGCAUCCUCACGUGUUGGAGGGCAUCACAUGGCAAGAGGACACAAGCUAGAAAGUUCGAUUGUGUAACAAGCCACUCCCAAGGUAGCAACAUCAUUCCAUUUAUGAGGUCAGUGCCAAUCACUUCUCAUUAGACCCCACCUUCCAGUACUGUUGCAUUCAGGAUUAUUUCCAACACAUUAAUUUGUGGAACACAUUCAAACUGUAGCAUUAUAUCUCUCUCUAUUUUUUUCUCUAGUGCUCUAUCUAGGAAAAUCUUACAUAGUAGUCCUAUUUAUUAGUACCUGCUCUUGAGUACCUUAUAACAGUAGAUUAUCUUGCAGGCCCUCUUUCACACUGUGUGAAACUUGAAUAGCUUGUCUUCCUAUGUCAACAUUAAACUUUGUGGAAUUAAAACUAAUGGGAAAAUAUCCUUUCAAGGGCAUGAGAACUACCUGUUACUUAGUGUGGAUCAUGCAGAGUAGUACAUGUAUGUAUGUCGUCUUAUCCAGUCCUUAAGUCGACUUUAUGAGAGAGAUACUUCCAUCUCCAUUUUACUAAUGAAGAAACUGGAAUUCAAAAGGAACUGGAAUUCAAAAGGUCAAUAACUUGCCCAUAGUUAUAUAUAGAAACAAGACAUAAGCCAGGACUUUUAUUUUUAUGAACACAGAGAUUAGUUAGUCCUACAGAUGGGAAUUUGAACUCUGAAGGAUUAAAACCAUUUAAAAAGUUUUCUAUUAAAUGUACAGGGCCACCUCUCAACUCUGAAGAAGGGACUUUAUAAACUAAAGAAGGGUUUUAAAGAGUCUGCCAAAACCAGACUUUUUGAUUCUUCUAGAAUUGUUUAACUUUUGCUCUAGUUAAAUUAGACUUGGAAUAUGCAUGUUUUCUUAGCAACCACUAAAUCACCCAAACCCUUAAAAUCUAAAGUAGCAGUAGUAAGUGGAAAAGGAAUUUGUUGGCGAUGAUGCAAUUUUCAUUGAUAAAUAUAGCAAAUGUCUGUUUUCUUCGACUUCUGCUGAUGGUUUUAAUUGGCAUAGAAGAUACUCAAAACUUACAAAGCCUUGUAAGUUGUAUUGUGAUACUACUGUCUUGUACAGUAUUGUCAUUAUAAUCUAUUAAGGUGUGCACGAGUGAAUCUGAAGCAGACUUGAUUUAAGACUGGUGCUGUGUAAAUAUAAUUUCUACAGAUGUGGGUCCAGAGAACAGAACUGAGCCCAUGUCUUAAAAUUUUGACUAAGCAACUUACCCCAAUGGGGCUCCUACCAGACAUUCCCAUUUGGUCUCUUGUUACACUUCAAUCCUGAGGGAACAAUUAGUAAUUGGGUGUUUAUAAAAUAAGGGUAGGAGGGUUUACUGUGGUGGAUCCUGGCAAUCCCUUUGUGAGAACUCUGCUUCAGGGAGGGGAGUCUUCCUUUAUCCCACAAUCUGAAGCUGCUUCCUUUCCUUAGGUUUGUUGUAUUUUAUUUUUGUAAAGUAUUAUAAAUUCUGGAUAUGUUUAUAAAAGAAUCACUCAAGAUAUGUACAAAAUGUUGUUUAUAGGUCUUUUAAUGAAUAAACAUAAAAAUCCCACAAAUCUCUUGGAGA